This is a messenger RNA of Amoebophrya sp. A25, 953 nucleotides long. NCBI's taxonomy places the organism in Eukaryota, Dinophyceae, Syndiniales, Amoebophryaceae. The record is from the annotation of a GenBank genome assembly.
AGCAGGAAAACAAGUACGUCGUCUGGUAUGAUGGGCAUAAUGGGACAACCCCGGUGUCAAGCCUAAAGACUCAGAUUCUUUUUCAAAUGAAUUACCCGGACCUACAGGCGAAAGACGUAGGUGGUCCACGUUCAAGAAAUCUCGCUCAGACAUGGGAGAACCUGGCCCGUACAGGGGGGCGUCUAUGGUCGACCGAUGACCCUCGACGAGAGAUGCGCCUGAUGACGCCGAUGAUGGUCACCUCCAGCGUGGUGGACGGUGAACAAGGAAAAAGAAGAAUUUUGCCGCACGACGCGCUUAUGCACGCGUUGUGGUCUCAGGCUGAGUGGGAGGAACUACAUCAAGCCGCGCGAUUACGAGGCGGAGAAGACGUCGAACAAGAAGCCCGGCUUGACCUGUUCCUGGAUUUGUCCAGCUCUGGCGGAGUACAGGAGGACGAGAUCGAGACCAGGCAGACGCUUCUUGAGUGGAAUGCAGCAGCAUCUCGUGAUGGCCUACCUCGUGGUCCAAAUAAUGAGCCGGGAGCUUGCUUCGAUCCUGAGGUAGAUACGGCAUUUCUGAAUAACGCGGUCAGAGUUUUUCGGCCUGGUGUUGCAGCAAAAUCGGUCUGUUUCCUUUCCAUUUUUAUUGACGAGAAAAAUGGCACUACACCGGUAUGGCGCAUAAAGAGGCAACUUCUGGCACAGAUGCAGCAGCGUUCUGAAGAUGAUUUUCACCUUCAUAAGCUGACCGACGAGGCUAUGCGCACGCGUUUCCGUAUCAUUCGCCAGACGCCAAUGAUUCCCUUAGGGGAAGUCCUGGACCACGACGAGCCCCUGUCCAAGGCCUUCCCGUCUGACGACACUCGCCGGUUUGAGGAUUUGCUCAAUGGACAUGAGAUGCUCUCCGUGCUAUUCGAAAAUUAAACCAUUAUACGAGGUCACCUACCAUGCUCAACUACAGACGAACGCCUG